ACAUUUGUUCGCCAGAAACGCGAACGACUACGUAUGAGAAUGCGGUAUACGUGCUUAAGAAGUAAAGUAAAACGUUAAAUCAAUUAAUCGGUUAUCGGAUCGAAUACGAACGCGAAUUCGCAUUUGUGAGUGCAAAAACAAGCUGCAAAUAAUUCAUUCUUUGGGUUACAAUGUGAUUGAACUAAACUAUUAAAAUAUUGUGCGGAAGUUGUGAGACACGCUGUAUAUACAUACAAGGUCACAAUAAUGCAAUCGGCGACGAAGCCUUCGUAAGAUUUCCUAAAAAGCGAAUGAUAAAUCUCGCGGAUCAUGUCGUUAAAUAUUUCAAAUAAAUGUCGAAAUACCGAUAUCAGUCAUCCAUGCAUAUAUAAUGUGCGAAAGAUUGAUGUGAAGUAAUAUAUAAUAUAUAACGUGAAGGGGAACGAUGAACAUUUAUCAUUAUUUUAAUUACAUGCUUCAACAGUUAGUUGUAAUUGUAGAUAUUAUCACUUUUAAUCUUCGCAUCGCGACUUUGCCUCGGUGUGUAAAAUUUAUUAUUCCUCUAUAUACAUAUUACCUUCAUGACGCUGAUCUGCGCAAUCGAAAUUAUUCAACGGAAAGAAAAAACGGACAACUAUUUUAAUACGUUUUGAUGGUUUGCCUUAUCGUUGCGUAUUAUCGUUUGUUUUGUUUACUUUCGUUUGGACGUAACGUCGAAUUAUUGGUGACACAAGUGUUUUCUCUCCGCUGAUGUAUGUACGCUAAUACAAAUUAUUUUUCACGUUCUUAUAUCGGAAAAUAUCAAUUGGCAGAUGUGCGACAAGGAAUAUAUAAGACGUGGAUCUUUGAAUUCCAGUCCAGUGAAUGUUGUACGAAGACCUUUUCGGCCCAUGGGGCCUGCUAAUUAUAAUCGUGAUAGGAGCAGGAAUCAUCCUGAUUGCACUGUUGCUGUUCGCUUGCUUCCUCACGCCUGGUUGCAUCGGUUAUGAAUGUUUCAGGAAGCAAAGCAAAGAGAACAAGAAUGUUCAUUUACAAGCAAACAAUCAGGAAAAGAAAAAUUUGAAAUUGAGUGAUAUUAGUUACAGAUCUUGGAGACUGGGUAGUUUGUACGAAAAUGAUAACGGUACUAUCAGCGAAAAUGCGGGAUCUCAUAGGGAUUCAUUGAAUUCCGUCAGUGCCAAAUGCGAAAACAUAGAAUGUUCUUCUACGCUGAACUUGGUUCAGAUAGAUAAGCAAAAGAACGACAAAAAGAUAAAAGAGUUUCCGACCGAAUUAACAAUAAGCUUGCAAUACCUACCACCUUGCGACAAUAUUAUCACGGGGAAGCUUAUUAUCGGUAUCGAAGCAUUGAGCGGUCUUCCACCAAAGCAGUACAACGGCACAUUAGAACCUUACGUAGCAUUGAACAUCGUGAAACAAUCAUGGAGUCACAGGAAGCGACAGAAAUUGCAUAGUUUCAGAACAAGAAGUAUCAAACAUACCACUAAUCCAAUUUACAAGGAGACUUUCGCUAUUGCGAAUGUAAAACCGCAAGAAGCCAGAGAAUGGAUUUUAGAUAUCGCUGCAUACGAUCAUGACAGAUAUGCAAAUCACACGGAAUUGUCUUCGCUGAAAAUAUCGCUAAAAGACAUGAAAAAUAUCUUUUAUAGUCCAGAAAUUCAUCUAUUCAAUUAUAGAAUGAAACCUUUUUAUCAGGAGUUUGGCAAUAUUUUAUUGGCCAUAAAAUACUUGCCUACCGCAGAGAGACUGACUAUUACUAUUAUUAAAUUGCGUAACAUUAAAUUUACAUCAGUGGUGUCCAAUUUAAGUAAAUUUAAUCCAUAUGUUAGAGUUUUAAUGUUGAACGGAAAAACAGGUAAAAAGAUAGAAAAAAAGAAAACUAAAUUUUUGAGAGCUGUUAUGCAACCUGAAUUUAACGAGACUUUGACCUUUGAUCUGCCAAUCACUCAGCUCGAUUCAGUCCAGUUUCUUAUUGUGCUAUGCAGUAAGAUUUUAUCAGAAGGAUCAUCCACCAAUAUUAUUGAUCAUACAAGUGACAGCGAGGAUUCUGUCAGCUCGUUCAGAAACUCUAAUAUAUCUAUUGGUAAAGUAGCACUUGGAAAAGGAGUGAGAGGUUCAACAGAAAGGUUGCAUUGGUUUUCAGUGCUUCAAAAUCCAAGGAAAUCUGUCAACGUGUGGCACACACUGAAAUAACAAAAGUCAUCGUUAUGUUAUUACAUGCAUAUACAUAUGUAUAUAAAAGAUUGUUAUUUUUCAGUGAUAUUUGCAUGCUUUUAUUGCAAAAAUGUGCGGUUUUAUAUAUUUAUUAUUAAUUUAAUUCUCUUUUGGAAAAGAGAGAGAGAGAAAAGUGUAUGUUUAGUUCGCGACCAAAGAUGACUUUGUAAAUUAAACUUUUCAAGACUUUA
Molecule: messenger RNA, 2384 nt
Organism: Camponotus floridanus (Florida carpenter ant)
Lineage: Eukaryota; Metazoa; Arthropoda; Insecta; Hymenoptera; Formicidae
Gene: Syt20
Product: synaptotagmin-5-like
Exons: 12
Coding region: 844-2172 (442 amino acids)
Biological process (GO): regulation of dopamine secretion; calcium-ion regulated exocytosis; cellular response to calcium ion
Molecular function (GO): SNARE binding; calcium ion binding; clathrin binding
Source: RefSeq, a predicted model, not a curated record